AUAACGAUGAGCCGAAAGAACAACCAAAAAACGAAGAACCUAAACAGCCUAAUGGUCCAAAACAACAAGAUAACGAUGUACCGAAAGAACAACCAAAGAAUGACGAGCCUAAAGAGCAGCCAAAGAACGAUGCACCGAAAGAACAACCAAAGAAUGAAGAACCAAAGCAGCCUAAUGGUCCAAAACAACAAGAUAACGAUGAGCCGAAAGAACAACCAAAAAACGAAGAACCUAAACAGCCUGAUGCGCCGAAAGAACAACCAAAAAACGAAGAACCUAAACAGCCCGAUGCGCCGAAAGAACAGCCAAAGAAUGACGAGCCUAAAGAGCAGCCAAAUAACGAUGCGCCGAAAGAACAACCAAAGAAUGAAGAACCUAAGCAGCCUAAUGGUCCAAAACAACAAGAUAACGAUGAGCCGAAAGAACAACCAAAGAAUGACGAGCCUAAAGAGCAGCCGAAGAACGAUGCGCCGAAAGAACAACCAAAGAAUGAAGAACCAAAGCAGCCUAAUGGUCCAAAACAACAAGAUAACGAUGCACCGAAAGAACAACCAAAGAAUGAAGAACCUAAACAACCGGAAGAUCCUCCAGCCAAAGAAGGAGCAAAGGACCCAGAAAAGGAUCCUGUAGAAGACCCUGGAAAAGAACCUAAGCAACCGGAAAAUCCUCCAGCUAAGAAACCAGACGUUACAACUACAAUAUUCGUAAAUGAAAAGAUACCACCGGCACCGUCUCCGGAUCCAAAAAAUCCAGAUGAGAAUCCAGAUGAAAAAAACAAUGAACCCGAACUAAACAAAGAUAAAAAUAACAAUAAACAACCAAAUAUUGGACCGGAUGCUCAAGAAGCGGGGAAUGACGAGAAAGUAAUUUAUACAACAUAUACAACCACCAUCACGAGUAUAAUACCGGGAUAUAGUACGACUAUAACUACAACAAAUAAUAAUGGAAAGCCUACGACAUAUGAAACUUAUAUACCACCGACGACUGUAGUUAUCGUAAAGAAGAUUACGUCACUGCUUCCGGUUCCAACCGGAGACCAAAUUGCUUUCGGUGAAUCUCUCAUUCUUGACGGAUAUCAGGGGAUUUUAGGAGUUUGGAUAAGUUUAAUAAUUGUGAUUGCGAGUAUGAUAUUUACGAUUAUUGCGUAA
Molecule: messenger RNA, 1148 nt
Organism: Funneliformis geosporum
Lineage: Eukaryota; Fungi; Glomeromycota; Glomeromycetes; Glomerales; Glomeraceae
Source: the annotation of a GenBank genome assembly